AUGUUAGCAAACUUUCUGAAAAAGGCCGACACGUGUUUCAUCCGGUUUCAUUUCACUCUUCCUUCCUGUUUUUGUAUUCCGAUCUUCGAUCGUUGGAUAUUUGAUCGGGAAAUAAAGGCGAAAAUGCCGUCGCACGCGGAUGUAGAUAGGCAGAUAGAGCAGUUGAUGGAGUGCAAGGCGUUGACGGAAUCGGAGGUGAAAACCCUUUGCGAUCAAGCUAGGGCUAUACUUGUAGAGGAAUAUAAUGUUCAACCGGUGAAGUGUCCCGUUACGGUUUGCGGUGAUAUUCAUGGUCAAUUUUACGAUCUCAUCGAGCUCUUCCGGAUAGGUGGAAGUACACCUGAUACAAACUAUCUCUUCAUGGGCGAUUACGUCGAUCGUGGGUAUUAUUCAGUGGAGACAGUCUCACUUUUAGUGGCUCUUAAAGUUCGUUAUAGAGACAGACUUACAAUUCUUAGAGGAAACCAUGAGAGCCGACAGAUUACUCAAGUGUAUGGCUUCUAUGAUGAAUGUUUGAGAAAGUAUGGGAAUGCAAAUGUUUGGAAGUAUUUCACCGACCUAUUCGAUUACCUUCCUCUUACAGCACUUAUCGAGAGCCAGAUCUUCUGCUUGCAUGGCGGACUUUCACCAUCUUUGGACACACUUGACAAUAUCCGAGGCUUGGAUCGCAUACAAGAGGUCCCACAUGAAGGACCAAUGUGUGAUCUGUUAUGGUCGGAUCCAGAUGACAGAUGCGGGUGGGGGAUCUCUCCACGUGGGGCCGGGUACACAUUCGGACAAGACAUCGCGUCUCAAUUCAACCAUACAAAUGGACUCACUCUCAUCUCCAGAGCUCACCAGCUUGUCAUGGAGGGUUUCAACUGGUGCCAGGACAAGAAUGUGGUGACAGUGUUCAGUGCACCAAACUACUGUUACAGAUGUGGAAACAUGGCUGCCAUUCUGGAAGUCGGAGAGAACAUGGAACACAAUUUUCUUCAGUUUGAUCCCGCCCCUAAGCAGAUUGAACCAGACACAACCCGCAAGACUCCUGAUUAUUUUUUAUAAAUAUAAUUCAACUUUGUAAUUCUGGCCCUCACUUGUUCUUCUUUGUAGAUGAAGAAGAUAUAGG
Molecule: messenger RNA, 1108 nt
Organism: Lactuca virosa
Lineage: Eukaryota; Viridiplantae; Streptophyta; Magnoliopsida; Asterales; Asteraceae
Source: the annotation of a GenBank genome assembly